CCCUGCUGUCAGUGUCAAUGCUCGCUGUAAUCUCGCGAGAUCGUGCCAGUGUUUGUGUGUGAGGAGACCGGGCCCUCCUCCUGCUAUCUGGCUCGGCCUGUCAGCGAGAGCACUUUGCCUGCAUGCUGGGCUGGCCCGCGGCCCCGGGGAGCAGCGCCCACUCAGGCCACUCAGCGCGCACCGUGACCUGCUACAGCUGCCGGGGACGGGAGCCCCCAUGGCGUCCGACAGCGACACCGAGGAGUUCUUCGAUGCCCCCGAGGAUGUGAACCUUUCCGCCUCCCCAGUGGUAUCCCCAACGAAGUCUGCCACUUUCAAUCUGAAGGAAGAGAUCACCCAUCCUGAAACAUCAGGCCCAGAAAGUGCAGACCCAAAGCAAGAUGACCCUAAAGAGAUCAUUGAUAGCAUUAUUGAAGAAACCCAGAAGUACGAUGCUGUACAUGUUGAGCACAGAAGUACAGAGAAAGAUGAGACAUUGGAUCUAACAUCCACGAACACACAUCAGAGUCUUCUUGGCAAUAUUCCUGAGGUAGUAGUCACCAGGACAACCUUCCAUGAUGAUUCAGAAGACCCAUCACCAGAACAAAGUGCAGAUGGAAAGCUGGAAGCCACCCAGAUUUCAAAAGCCCCAAGCUCAGUCUUAUCACAGUCAGAAGAACCUCCUACAAUUGCAGACAUUAUAGAGUUAAUAGAAGAUCAAAAGAUUACAGAAAUUGUUGACAACCUAAACAGCUCAAUAGUUUGCAAGGAGACGAAGGAGACUGAGGAUCCGGCUUCAGAUACAUCGUCCUGCGAUACUAUAGAACAACUCGGACCUGCUAAGCCACCCAGACAGAUCACAGUCGAACCGGAUAUUGUAGCAAGUACAAAGAAAUCUGGACCCACGCGACCUCCACCUCCAAUUAAUGUCCCCCCACCAAGGCCGCCGCCUCCUGCGCGACUGGCGCCACCACCACGCAAGAAGAAAGACUCUGAAUAUGAGAGCCCAAGGUCUUCAGGUUUGGACUUUUCAAAGGAGAGUUUCUUGGCUGGUAGCCUUCUAUCACCAAACCCCAUGGCCGAGGCAAUGAACAGAGAUUCACAGCAUUCACUGGAUCUGGCCAGCGCUACAAGCGGAGACAAAGUAGUCACUGCUCAGGAGAAUGGGAAGGCUGCAGAUGGCCAGCUUUCCUCUACACCAAGCGAAAGCCACGGUCCCCAACGACCUCGUUCUAACUCAGGACGGGAGCUCACAGAUGAGGAGAUUUUAGCCAGUGUAAUGAUUAAAAACUUGGAUACAGGAGAAGAAAUCCCCCUGAGUCUGGCUGAAGAAAAACUACCUACUGGCAUUAACCCAUUGACGUUACAUAUCAUGAGGAGGACAAAGGAAUAUGUCAGUAACGAUGCGGUGCAGUCAGACGAUGAGGAGAAACCUCCGUCUCAUCAGGCAGAUACGGACGGUGGAAAGCUGAAGCAAAAAACGACUCAGUUCAAAAAGUUUUUAGGAAAAUCUGUGAAAAGAGCAAAGCAUCUGGCAGAAGAGUAUGGGGAGAGAGCUGUGAAUAAAGUGAAAAGUGUCCGUGACGAAGUUUUCCAUACUGACCCUGAUGACCCAUCUUCCAGUGAUGAUGAAGGAAUGCCAUACACCAGGCCCGUGAAGUUCAAAGCUGCGCAUGGCUUCAAGGGGCCAUAUGACUUUGAUCAAAUCAAAGUGGUGCAAGAUCUAAGUGGGGAGCAUAUGGGCGCUGUGUGGACCAUGAAAUUUUCUCAUUGCGGACGAUUGCUUGCCACAGCCGGACAAGAUAACGUAGUCCGGAUAUGGGUCCUGAAAAAUGCCUUUGAUUAUUUCAAUAACAUGCGGAUCAAGUAUAACACAGAAGGUCGUGUUUCACCCUCUCCGUCUCAGGAAAGUCUUAAUUCUUCCAAAUCUGAUACAGAUGGGGGAGCGUACAGUGCAGCCGACGAUAUGGAGACAGAUGAUAAAAAUGCACCAUUUCGUCAGGUUCCCUUCUGUAAAUACAAAGGACACACAGCAGAUCUUCUCGACCUGUCUUGGUCUAAGAACUACUUCUUACUGUCUUCAUCAAUGGACAAGACCGUCCGUCUCUGGCACAUAUCCAGGAGGGAAUGUCUCUGUUGCUUCCAACAUAUAGAUUUUGUUACAGCAAUAGCUUUCCAUCCAAGGGAUGACCGAUACUUCCUAAGUGGCUCCCUUGAUGGCAAACUCAGACUCUGGAACAUUCCUGACAAGAAAGUCGCCUUGUGGAACGAGAUUGAUGGGCAGACAAAGCUCAUCACGGCUGCAAAUUUCUGCCAGAACGGGAAACAUGCAGUGAUCGGCACGUAUGAUGGAAGGUGCAUCUUCUACGAUACAGAGCACUUGAAAUACCACACGCAAAUACAUGUCCGCUCCACCAGAGGGCGAAACAGAGUCGGCAGAAAAAUCACAGGAAUUGAGCCAUUGCCGGGAGAGAAUAAGAUCCUUGUUACGUCCAAUGACUCUAGGAUAAGGCUGUAUGACCUAAGAGAUUUGUCUUUAUCAAUGAAGUACAAAGGAUGUGUCAACAGUAGCAGCCAAAUUAAAGCGAGCUUCAGCCAUGAUUAUACAUAUAUUGUAAGUGGCUCAGAAGACAAGUACGUUUAUAUCUGGAGCACAUACCACGACCUUAGCAAGUUCACAUCUGUUAGAAGAGACCGCAAUGACUUCUGGGAAGGAAUUAAAGCACACAAUGCAGUUGUCACAUCCGCCAUCUUUGCCCCAAACCCAAGCCUGAUGGUGUCAACAGAUGCAACAUCCGAAAGACAAGACCCUGAUCAUAAAGCGGAACAGGCAGAAUCUGACAAAAUACCAUCUGGAGCUUUGAAGCCUGAUCACACAGAAGUCCUUCUGUCUGCUGAUUUCACAGGAGCAAUCAAAGUAUUCGUCAACAAGAAGAAGAAUGCAUCUUAAAUCUAUGUCUGGCUGCAUUAGCUCUGAGUACUAGUAGGUCAUUUUCCCAGAAACAAUGAGAUUGAGGACCAUUGAGUAGACAAUAUUACAGCAACAUUCUCCUUCUAGUAGUCAAAGAGGCGGAUGAUAUUGACGGAUUCUGCUAUUAAACUUUUAUUCUCCAUCAAUCUAGAUCUUUUAGCUUACCCUAAAAUAGUUGCACGUAAUUGUCUCAGUGAACUGUAAAGCAGUGCGCUCCAUUUCCCUUAAUUAACUAUUAAUCAUUAUCGUCCAUACUGUAUGGAUUAUCGGUUAUGGACCUGCAUAUUUUUCGUGUUAGGACCAUUGGGAUGGGUGUCCCGUCACACAUCCCAGCUUCAUUAACACGUCUAAGACAAUUACUUGUGUUAAUUGUUUUCACAACGUUGGAUCGGUGCACAAGAUACUCUGUAAAAUCCAUUAAAUGCACAGUUUAUCCUGAA
Messenger RNA from Spea bombifrons (plains spadefoot toad), 3390 nucleotides. RefSeq names its product WD repeat domain 44 (gene WDR44). NCBI's taxonomy places the organism in Eukaryota, Metazoa, Chordata, Amphibia, Anura, Pelobatidae. The transcript is spliced from 20 exons. The record is from RefSeq and is a predicted model, not a curated record. Gene Ontology annotation, molecular function: protein binding. Bases 218 to 2929 code for a protein of 903 amino acids.